UCAGUGGCCGGCGCACGCGCAUACUAUACGCACUGCGCGGGAUUAUUGUGAUUAAUUGUUUAUUUUAGUUCGAUACUGGUUCAUGUUCAGUGGAUUCUAGUGAAAAAUACGGAACCAAAAAUGUUGGAAGGAACGAAAAUCAACUCUCCGUCACAAAUGGCGAGCGUUUUCGACAUCGCCAAGGACACAGUGCUGUUCCUAGUGCUAUCCUGCUAUUACAUCCUGGAGUCCCUAUUCUGGACCUUAGUGCCUAACGCAAUAAGACCUAUGAAGAGCCUCAAGGGUGAUGUGGUGUUGGUAACUGGAGGUGGUGGCGGUGUUGGUCGCCAACUCGCCGUUAAAUUGGCUAGGCUUGGAGCCAAGGUCGUAGUUUGGGACAUCAGCAAAGAAGGUUUACAAAAGACUUGCGCGGCGGUCAUUGAUGAAGGCUACGAAAUCGCGAGCUACGUCGUAGACCUUGCGGAUCGUAGCGCUGUCUACGCAGCCGCCGAGAAAGUCAAAAAAGAGGUCGGCAAAGUAGACGUGUUGAUCAACAACGCAGGCACGGUGUUCGGUGAAACACUGCUGGACCUCUCGGACUCGGCUAUAGAAACCACGUACAAAGUCAACAUCCUCUCACAUUAUUGGACCGUAAAAGCAUUCCUACCAGACAUGAUCAGCUCUGGCAAGGGCCACAUUGUGACGGUGGGCUCGGUAGCUGGGCUGCUCGGCACCUACCGCUGCACAGACUACAGCGCUACCAAGUUCGCCACCGUCGGCUUCCAUGAGAGCCUGUUCACGGAGUUGAGGGCUCACGGACACACAACAAUCCAUGCAACACUGGUUUGUCCAUACUACAUAAACACAGGCAUGUUCGACGGCGUUACCCCUCGUCUGAUGCCCAUGCUGGAGCCCGACUACGUAGCCGAAACCAUGAUCGACUCUAUCAGGAAGAACGAGGUCAACUGCAUCAUGCCCGGAUCCGUCAGAUACCUUCUACCUCUCAAGUGCCUGCUGCCAGCGAAAAUGUGCUGGGACCUAAUGCACAGAGUGAUGAAGGGGCCACAGUCCAUGAUGGAGUUCAAAGGAAAACCAAAGGCCGUAGCUAGUUAGACCUUUAGUUUAUAGUCGCACAAUUUACUUUGUAAAUAAGGCACACUAUAAAAUUUUAAACUAUUCGAUCAAGGAGAUCGACUAAUCUAGAGAUUAAACAGAAGACUGAACGUGUUUUCAGUAGCAUUUUAAGUUAAGUUUUUAGUAAAUAAAUAAUAAAAGAUUGGACAUAA
Molecule: messenger RNA, 1265 nt
Organism: Spodoptera litura
Lineage: Eukaryota; Metazoa; Arthropoda; Insecta; Lepidoptera; Noctuidae
Product: epidermal retinol dehydrogenase 2
Biological process (GO): DNA integration
Cellular component (GO): lipid droplet
Molecular function (GO): zinc ion binding; nucleic acid binding; oxidoreductase activity, acting on the CH-OH group of donors, NAD or NADP as acceptor
Source: RefSeq, a predicted model, not a curated record